GCCUUAAGCAGCUCCGCCCAAGCCCACACCAAACAAAUGAGCAGAGUUUUGAAGACCGAAGAAGAGCUAGGAGUCGAGCAGCAGCAUUGCUGUACAUUUUCGAAAGUAUGCAGCGGCUCCCCCUUACAAGAUUUUCCUCUUUUUCGCUGAGAAAUUCUCUCUCCCAAUCCUCGAAAUCUCUGUUGAUUGGAAGAAGUGAUGCUAGAAAUUCUCUCUUGCGCCGCUUCUCUUCAUUCGGUGAAAGAGAAGCACUUGAGGAAGAUGUUGAGAAGAAAGCUGGAUGGUUAUUGAAACUUAUUUUCGUGGGAACUUUUGGAGUUGUUGGCUACCAGUUCUUUCCUUACAUGGGUGAUAAUCUGCUGCAACAAUCGAUCUCGCUUUUACACGUGAAGGAUCCCUUGUUCAAAAGAAUGGGAGCAUCCAGAUUAUCCCGCUAUGCAAUUGAUGAUGAAAGAAGGGUGAGAGUAGUAGAGAUGGGUGGAGUUCCAGGUCUUCUGAAUAUGCUGGAAACCGGCAAAGAUGACAAAACACGUAAAGAAGCUCUCAAAGCUUUAGUUGCCCUUUCUUACUCUGGUGUAGCAGCUGAGGCUUUACAUCAAGCUGGUGCAGUUCCUAUCGUCAAUUCCACUCCAAAUUCCAGUGAGCAUGCUGAAGUUGAAGUUUACAGGUCCAGCCUUCUCAAGAGGUUUGAGGAGCUAAAAACCUGAUGGUUUUCUGGCAGAGGGAGCACUCAACUGAUUGACGAUGGAGCAGGCUUUUUUUCUUUUUUUGCCGCCUCUAUUCCCCUCUCUUCC
Messenger RNA from Asparagus officinalis (garden asparagus), 794 nucleotides. RefSeq lists its product as uncharacterized. Lineage: Eukaryota; Viridiplantae; Streptophyta; Magnoliopsida; Asparagales; Asparagaceae. Gene Ontology annotation, molecular function: protein binding. The transcript is spliced from 6 exons. The record is from RefSeq and is a predicted model, not a curated record. Bases 108 to 707 code for a protein of 199 amino acids.